GGCUGAAUCAACUGUGGCCACCAGGCGAGACUCACCUGUUGCUUGCUGCUCCCCACCUGAGAUCACUAGUGUCCAAUUCGAAGAAGUAAAAUAUACAGAUGGAAGAUGCAAAGCUAUUGGAUUUAGGAUGGUGACCAGAUUGUGUGCCAUGGCGACUUGCAGGAGAAUUAGGUCAUUUCACUGGCUGCACUGCCUCGGGUGGCUAUUCGUGCUGGUACCAGCACCUUCCUACAGUGCAGAUACCACACAAACUACAUCUGUUUUGAAAUUAUCAGGAGAUAGAGCGGUCAAAGAUUUCAUUCGAUUCAUUAAUGCAACUGAUGUGGUAGAGGCCAAGUAUAAACUCUCUAUUGAAUAUUUAUGUUCUGAACCGAGUACUGUUGGUGUUGAGGUGUUAGUUUCGACUGAUGUCAAAAUUGGCGUCACUGUUUACAGGAAAAAAUGGAAAUGUAAGAAACGUCUUAAUACCUUCAGCAAUCGGACGCUGUGGGUGAAAUUUCCAAGCAUCAUGUUAUACAGACCUGAUAAUUUGAUCAAACACUCCAUUGUCAUUAACAAUGUAAUAUUAAGAGCCUGGAUUAUAAAUACCAACCGGGGAGCAUCUGAGAAUCGUGAAGCAACUUUUUAUGAACAAGCAAUUGCUAGAACCUACAAAUUGCUGAAGACAUUCAGUCCUUUUGAAAGGCCUUACAAAGAUCAUGAACACUGCCUUCAGUGGGACACAGAGAAGAUAGAAGCAAUAAAAGAAAAGCAUAUACCCCAAUGCUUGCUUGAAAAUGAUGUUGUGGAACUGCUUUGUUUUCCAUUUGCGUUAACUGGUUUGAGUUAUGGAAUAACAAAAAGGUUAAAAAAAUUUAAUAACUUAGAAAUGGAACUGACUGGUAAACAACUUCUCAAUAACCCAAGGUUCACAAUAUCAAUCUGGAUUUAUGUCCUCAAAGCAUGCAAACGGCAUCUUUGUGGGAUCUUUCAUCAGAUCAAUGAAAAACAGAAGUAUGGCACCCCAUUGUUGUUUCUAACAUCAAAUGGUAAUAUUCACUUUCAGAUGAUGCUAUCCUCUGGAAAAAACAUUGCAGGAUUAUCGAAUUUCAAAGUGGUAUUGAGGCGAUGGUGUCGACUGGAUCUCACCAUGCAAGGAAGACACAUGACUUUGACUGUCAGCUAUGGAGAAAAACUGCAAGCAAGAGAAAAUGCAUUAUACACCUUUCCUGAAGAUGUCCAUCACAAUGUUUUAGCUGGAUACUUUGUACUUGGAGGCAGCAACUAUGUACAGAGUUUUGAGGGAUUCAUUGGUCCUGUGAAAUUUUACCGCGUCAUGGGUCAAAAAGGAGAAAAGAUUUCGAAUCCUCUUGUAAUUGCUCACAAUGUCGACAAACAUAUUGAUCGGUAUUAUCGAAAGUGCAAACAUAUCAAUCCACUCAUCAUCAAGUAUUUCAAGUCCCUUGGAUUACUCAAGACAAUAGAGAAAAGGACUAGAAACAAUGAUUACUAUUUACAGAUGCUGAAUGGGUCAAAAGACGAUGACGACAAUAAAUGCCCAGCACGUCCUUGGGGAAAAAGAACAGAGAAACGUUAUAAGGCAUUAUUUGAUUUGCUUCAAACAAUGGCUUCAGACUCCUUAAUAGAUGCCACUCAUUUACCAAAUUUACCUUCCAUACUUAUUAAAGUUGGUGAGAAACUUUACUGGAAGACAAUGGAGAAACUUACUGGUGCAGAUGGUAUCAAGCAGAUUGGACAUCAUAUAUCUUCAUUAAUAGAAGCCAGCUGCUGCGGCUAUUAUAAAGCCGCCUACUUGCUGGGAGUCAUUUUUGAGACAGGUCUGGGUGUGGAAGUACAAUCCUCAAAGGGCAUGUUGUACAGUCUGGUUGCAGCACAAGGAAAUGACAGACUUGCCUUACUGCAUCUUGGAUAUAAGCAUGAUCAGGGUAUUGAUGGUUAUCCCUUGGACUAUGGUGUGUCAUAUGGUUACUACAUAAACAUUGCCCAACGCACAGUUAAAGACCGUCAUGAUUUUGAUGUAGAACAGGCUUUUGUUGAACAUGUGAGGCUAAUGGAUGAUUCAGUUUUGCAGCGUCAAACUAAAGAAAAUGAAGACUUCUUUUUAUGGCUUAGAUAUCAAGCAAAACGUGGAGAUGCAUUUGCUCAGCAAAAACUUGCAAGAAUGCUGUACUGGGGCCAGCAGGGUAUAACACGUGAUGUGCAAAGUGCAAUGAAAUGGUAUUCCAGAAGUGCAAUGGAAUUAAAACAUCCCGCAUCAAUGUUUGAGUAUGGACUUUUUCUUAUUAAGGGUCAAGGUGUGAAAAAGAAUACAGAAUUAGGUUUAAGAUUAAUCACUGAAGCGGCUUCCAAGGGAAUCCCUGAAGCAAUUAACGCUUUGGGAUGGUAUUAUGAAACCCAUCAAAAGGAUUAUGUGAAAGCGGCAGAAUAUUGGAAUGAAGCUGUGAAAAGGGGCAAUCUCGAUGCCGUUCAUAAUCUCGGGGUGCUUUAUGAGAGUGGAACAUAUCCUGGCAAACCUCAAAAAAAUUUGACGGAAGCAUUUCCAUACUACUAUAAAGCUGGAUUUGGUGGACAUUUGGAAAGUCUAGUUCGUUGUUCCUUCUUUUGGAAUACAGGGAAUUUUGAAUCGAUUCCACACAACCCCAAACAGGCAGUCCACUGGGCCAGAUAUGUCGCUGAGCAAAAUGGGUUCUUGGGUUAUAACAUGAGAAGAGCUCUGGAUGCCUAUCUUCAGAAUUCUUGGAAUGAAGCUCUUCUGUAUUUCCUCAUCACAGCAGAAACAGGAAUUGAAUUAUCCCAGACAAACGUUGCCUAUCUCUGUGAAGAAAGAACAGAGCUCAUGAACAGCUGUGCUGAUUUUACUUGGAGAUAUUAUAAAUUAUCAACUUUUCAGCAGAAUGUACAUCCUUUCGUUCUCGUGAAAAUGGGUGAUUUCUACUAUUAUGGCCACAAGAACCAUGAAAAGGACAUCGAACAAUCAAUUGAGAUGUACACCUCUGCUGCAUUAUUGAAUUAUUCUCAAGCAUUUUAUAACUUGGGCUCACUGGCAGAGGAGGGUCUUCACAUUCCACAGAGUGUUUCAGAUCUCCUGAACCUGAACACAAGAAACCAAUUCACCAACUUCACACUUCAGCAGGAAUUAUAUGAGAGGUGUAUAACAGUUGAUGUUGAAGAGGCUUUUAUCCCAUGCUCGAUAGCUUUGCUUCGUGUUCACUUGAAAACAAUGUGGAUUCAUACCUACACUCCAGUUUUAUUAUAUACUGCAAUCUCAAUGCUCCUGUCCACAUUGAUUUGUUUUGCUAUGAAACGUUACUGGGACUUUACAGCAGUGGCCUCAAGUGUAAAUGAACAUACUCCAGAUUUGAACUCUUCCAGUGAAAACAUUCAGGCGGGUGAGGCAUUGUCUGAAGAAGCAUCAUGACCUCAAAGGUGCAACAGAAUCUCUGGAACUGAAUGAGACAAAGCCCAUGGACUAAUUGCAUCAUCGCCAGUCUGAUCGGAACCAUUAUGAAGAAAUUAAUUGAGAGCUUCUUUUUAGAAUAUUUCUACCCUUUGCCGAGUCACAUAGAUAUUUAGCACAGAAUCAUCUUGUCCAUCGAAGGUGACCUACAUUAGUGGUUCUGCUCCACAUAAACCAUUUCCCACUCUACUCCAUUAAACCGAUCAUCACAUUUCUACUAUUCCAUUGUUCCUCAUAUGCCUAAUCAGUUUCCCCUUACAUUAUUUCAUAAUUCACCUCAAAUGCUGGAUAUAGGAUCAACUCCCAUGUUCUUACCAUUCCCUGAAGGGAUAGCUCAAAGGUGAGAAGGACAACAUUUAAAGUAUAUGUGUUGGGCAGUACUUGGUGAGUACUUGGAACGUGCUGCUGGGGUAGUGAUGGCCGCAGAUACAAUAGUGUAUUUUAAGAGGCUGCAAGAUAGGUACACAGGUAUGCAGGGAAUAUGAAUGUAAAAUGGACAGAAGAGAUUAGUUUAAUUUAGCAUCAUGUUUGCCAUUGUGGGCCGAUGGGCGUUGUUGUGCUGUACUGUCUAUGUUCUAAUAAGAAUUAUUAACUUCCCUAUAUUUAUUCUGUUAAACCCCUUCAUAAUCGUGGGAACCUCCAUCAGGAAAUCUUUAGCCUUAAGGGUCCAGUUCUGCAUUUCAUGAUACAUUCCAGAUCUUCAGUUCUAGUAUCCUUGUAAAUCAUUUUAUAGAGAGGAAGACCAGAGCUAAGAUGAAUAUUCCAACUCUGGUCUCGCUAAAGUUCUAUGCAUUCUUAACACUAUUUCACUAUUUUGUUCUAUUCAUGAAAAAUUUCCCCAGGGCAUUGUUUAUAAGUUUACAGAUUUGUCAUCUGGUAUUUGAAUGUUUUACGAUGGUUUUCCUCUGUCACUUUGUUUUACUUUACCUUCCACACGUUUUAAUGAGGGUAGGCAGUCAAUGGAUGUAAUCAUAUGGCUAGAAAUCACUGACAUAAAGGCAUAUUCUGUAUCAUAUGAGCCAAUGUAAAUAUUGAUUAAUUUCACACACUUUCAAUUGAGCUACAGUAAGUUAUUUGGUCAAGUGAAAAAAAAGUUAACUGUAAUCUUAAAUGAUGAAAACACUGAAUAAAAAUAUUUACUUGAAUUACUUGAAUUAAUUACUUUAGGUAAUCAUUGUCAAAAAUCUGAUAUUGUCCAUUAGAUUAAAUACACUUAACUUCUCUCAUUAAGAAUAUAAAUAUUGCUCAGUAUAAUAAAUAACAGAGAAACUAUCACUCAUUCCAUAGAUGCUGCCUCUUUGCACAAUUUGCUGCCUACAGCACCUGCACCAUUUUCCUUUAGUACUGUUAAUUAAAUUGCUUUCUCCGAUAAAUGUAGCAAACAAUGCUUCCAUGUG
This is a messenger RNA of Amblyraja radiata (thorny skate), 4854 nucleotides long. Its product is annotated as protein sel-1 homolog 3. NCBI's taxonomy places the organism in Eukaryota, Metazoa, Chordata, Chondrichthyes, Rajiformes, Rajidae. Bases 128 to 3418 code for a protein of 1096 amino acids. The record is from RefSeq and is a predicted model, not a curated record. The transcript is spliced from 25 exons. Gene Ontology annotation, molecular function: protein binding.